AUGGUGGCAAUGAAGGCGUCGCCUUCCGGCGCGAAGCUAAGCCAAGAUGUCCAGGUGGGCUUGCAGAAGGCGCGCGAGACGCACCUCGCAGAGUACGACGCGAAUGUGGAGGUCCACUGCUGCACGGCCUGCGGCUGCUUCGCGAAGGAAGUCAUGAAGGACCUCGCCAAGCCGUGCAGCGGCAUCCUCAAGCAGUCCGGGACCAAGAAAGUGGCGCGGAUCAGGAGGGCGACGCAGCCUGGCAGCUCAGCGUGGGCGCAGGCCUACACGCGGCCGAGACCCAAGACGCUGGCGAACAAGAAGCUGGAGCUUCGAUGGCUUCAAGGACGGCAUCUUCGAGCUUGA
This is a messenger RNA of Prorocentrum cordatum, 345 nucleotides long. Lineage: Eukaryota; Dinophyceae; Prorocentrales; Prorocentraceae. The record is from the annotation of a GenBank genome assembly.